UCUUCCAAAACCUGUCCCCAUGUGUGUCCAACCUUAGGUACCUAUUUCAAUUGUAUUAUGUUUAUGGUUGCAUCGUCGGUGGUACUGACGGUUGUGGUAUUAAAUUAUCAUCAUCGUACGGCGGAUAUACAUGAAAUGCCACCAUGGAUACGUUCCGUAUUUCUACAAUGGCUGCCUUGGAUUUUACGCAUGAGCCGACCUGGUCGCAAAAUAACCAGAAAGCACAUACUCUUAACGAAUCGCAUGAAGGAAUUGGAACUGAAGGAGCGAUCGUCGAAAUCACUGCUGGCCAAUGUACUGGAUAUCGAUGAUGAUUUCCGGCAUACCGUAUCGGGGUCUCAGACAGCGAUUGGGUCAUCGGCGAGUUUCGGCCGACCCACAACGGUGGAAGAGCACCACAAUGCCAUCGGUUGUAAUCACAAAGAUCUCCAUUUAAUUCUUAAAGAAUUGCAAUUUAUAACGGCGCGCAUGCGCAAGGCCGAUGAUGAGGCGGAGCUAAUAAGCGAUUGGAAAUUCGCAGCUAUGGUUGUGGAUCGAUUUUGUUUAAUUGUCUUCACCCUGUUCACAAUCAUCGCCACAGUGACAGUUCUGCUGUCAGCACCCCAUAUAAUAGUUCAAUAAAAUUAGGAGAAUAAUGUC
This is a messenger RNA of Musca vetustissima, 639 nucleotides long. RefSeq names its product acetylcholine receptor subunit alpha-type acr-16-like. The annotation marks the transcript as partial. Lineage: Eukaryota; Metazoa; Arthropoda; Insecta; Diptera; Muscidae. Gene Ontology annotation, biological process: monoatomic ion transport. The record is from RefSeq and is a predicted model, not a curated record. Gene Ontology annotation, cellular component: membrane. The transcript is spliced from 4 exons.